UGGCGAAUCUCAAUUCUCAAGAACAUGGCCAAUUGCAACAUCAUCUGUAACUAUCCUUUCAAGAACCAUUUACCAGUGUUCAUCAACAUGAUGGUUCUUUCUUUCAUUUCUAAUGUUCAAGCCCAAGACAGUACUGACACAGAUACCUUGCCUGCUGAUUUUCCCCAACCAGUGCGUCCAAGCAAGGUGGUUGUAAUAGUGGCUCUCUCAAUAUUGUUCACUUUCUCAUUUCUCUUACUUCUCUACAUAAGGUUCCGUAGAAUCACCCCUCUUGAACUCAUCCAAAGAAGUAGCCAUCACUCUCCAAAUUUUCAAGCAACAACUCGAUCGAAUUCGAGGUCACGGCUUUCUGGGAUAGACAGACAAGUGAUUGAAGCACUUCCAUUUUUCAGGUUCUCUUCCCUCAAGGGGUCCAAACAAGGCCUAGAGUGUACGGUUUGCUUGUCACAGUUUGAGGACACAGAGAUUCUUAGGCUCUUGCCAAAGUGCAAACAUACUUUCCACAUGAAUUGCAUUGACAAGUGGCUUGAAAGUCACUCUAGUUGCCCUCUUUGCAGGAACAGUAUCGACCCUUUAGACAUCAAGAACUUCACCUACUCAAUCAGUUCAAGGUCCCUAAGAGUUCCUUCGAAUUUAACCGAGGACACUAACCUUGAAAUCUUUGUUCACAGGGAAUCAUCAUCAAGGUUUAACAUGGGAAGCAGGUUUUGGAAUUUGGGAAGGAACAACAAAGAAGAACGUCUCCUUGAUCAACAGGUUGAUGGCAAACACAUGCAUAAGUUCAAUCACAAAAUCGUGGUCUCUGAUGUUGUUACAAGGAGCAGGUGGAGUGAUCUAAACUCUUCGGACAUGUUAUCAUUGAACAGUGAGAUGCUUCUUGACAUGUCAAGCAGAAGAUUCUCUCCCUCUAAUGAAAUGAUUCGUGGAGAUUCAAGCCUUCCCUUUAUUUUCAAUGAUGAUGAAAGUUCAUUUACGUUAUUGAAUACUGCUGAGAAGAGAUCUAUGUCUGAGAUUGCUCGUGUUCCUAGGUUCAUAGAAACGUGCAAGCAGAAUAGAACGGAAGCAGGUGUGGCAUCAAGUGGGAGCAACGAGAGGGAGGAGAGGUUGAGGAGGAUUUGGUUGGGAAUUGCUCAACGAACAGUGCAAUGGUUUGUGGGACAAGAAAGAAACUCGAGAGAAUUAAAGCACAAAAAUUUAACUCCAAAUGUUUGAUCAUGGAGUUGGGACAACUUAGUAACAGUAAGAGCUGUACACUUUUUCAUACAAUGUGCUCGUGUUAAUUUUUCUUCUCUUUUUUGGUGUUUUAAUUAAAAAUAUAGAGUCUGUUUCGGUAAACAAUUUCAUUAUAAAAUAGUUAACAAGACACUACACAAC
Molecule: messenger RNA, 1374 nt
Organism: Glycine soja
Lineage: Eukaryota; Viridiplantae; Streptophyta; Magnoliopsida; Fabales; Fabaceae
Product: E3 ubiquitin-protein ligase ATL42-like
Exons: 1
Coding region: 25-1212 (395 amino acids)
Source: RefSeq, a predicted model, not a curated record